This is a messenger RNA of Cynara cardunculus var. scolymus (artichoke), 2081 nucleotides long. Its product is annotated as L-type lectin-domain containing receptor kinase IX.1-like. The transcript has a single exon. The record is from RefSeq and is a predicted model, not a curated record. Gene Ontology annotation, molecular function: protein kinase activity; carbohydrate binding; ATP binding. Gene Ontology annotation, biological process: protein phosphorylation. Gene Ontology annotation, cellular component: plasma membrane. NCBI's taxonomy places the organism in Eukaryota, Viridiplantae, Streptophyta, Magnoliopsida, Asterales, Asteraceae. The coding region runs from base 1 to 1974 and encodes 657 amino acids.
AUGGCUACCACUUUCACGUGUUCAUCAUCUCCAGGUCUCCAAAUUCGUGUUCAUAUCAUUCUCUUUGUCUUCUUAUUCUUCUUGCGCUUGUCUGAAUCUGUAUAUUUCGACAUCCUUGAGUUUGAGCCGGAUACAACGGAUAUGGUCUAUUCAGGUGAUGCUGUAGUUGCUUCUGGAGACGUAGAGUUGAACCGAGUCGAUGGUGGCAUUGGAGUUGGCCAUGUGAAAUACGCACAUGCAGUCCAGAUAUGGGACGGCAAAUCUAGGAAGCUCACAGAUUUCAACAUUCGGUUCACUUUCAUCGUCGAUACACGAGGCCAACCCUUUUAUGGCUAUGGGUUUGCUUUCUUUCUUGCCCCUGUUGGCUUCGAAAUCCCAUUCAACUCAUCUGGUCCCUAUUUGGGCGUCUUCAACGCAACAACAACUGAUUCCCCCAGAAGCCAAAUGGUUGUCGUUGAGUUUGAUACUUUCAGAAAUAACGAUUCGGAUCAUUCAUUUGGACAUGUGGGUAUCAACAUGAACUCGAGUCGUUCUGCUACACUCACUCCUUGGAAUGCUAGUUUGUAUAGCGGACGUUCUGCGGAUGCUAGAAUUGCUUACAAUGCUACAACCCAGAUGCUGAGCGUAUCUUGGCGGUAUCCAUCUGAAACUAAUACUGAAAAUAACAAUAUUUCGUAUCAGGUUGACCUGAGAGAAGCUCUUCCUGAGUGGGUAACAAUUGGAUUUUCGGGUGCCACUGGUUCAUUUCUGGAGAGGCAUGUCCUUCGACACUGGAAGUUCAGUUCAACCUUGAAUAUGGUAGGGGAAAGUGAAGAUUCUUCUAAAAGGAAACUAGCAGUGGGCUUAACAGUCCCUCUUGCAGUUCUAGGUGUAGGAGGCCUUGUAGCAUGUACUGUAUAUUGGAGCAUACGAAGAAAAUUUAGACAGGAAUCACUAGACACAGUUGCCUUGACAUCAAUAAACGAUGAUCUUGAAGGAGGCCCAGGACCCAAAAGAUUUUCUUACCACGAUCUCACUUUGGCUACCAACAACUUCUCAUAUGAUCAGAAGUUGGGAGAGGGAGGAUUUGGGUGUGUCUACAAGGGUUACUUAUCCCGUGAAGGCAUGGUGGUAGCUGUCAAGAAAAUUUCACAAGGUUCUAAACAGGGAAAAAAAGAGUACUUAGCUGAAGUGAAGAUCAUUAGCAUUUUAAGGCAUCGAAACUUGGUGCAACUCAUUGGCUGGUGCCAUGAUCAAACACAAUUCUUGCUCGUCUAUGAGUUUUUGCCUAACGGCAGCCUUGACUCUCACCUCUUCCGCAAAAAGAAUACCCUUGAAUGGACUGUGAGGUACAAGAUCGCUCUUGGUUUAGCUUCAGCAUUGCUCUAUCUCCAUGAAGAAUGUGAACAAUGUGUGGUUCAUCGAGAUAUUAAAACGAGCAACAUCUUGCUUGACUCAGGAUUCAACGUGAAGCUUGGAGACUUCGGAUUGGCUCGACUCAUGGACCAUGAAUUGGAUCUACACACCACUGGUUUAGCUGGAACUAUAGGCUACAUGGCUCCUGAGUACGCAAUAACAGGAAAAGCCAGCAAAGAGUCGGAUGUGUACAGCUUCGGAGUUGUUGCAUUAGAGAUCGCUUGUGGGCGAAAGGCAAUGGAUAAUGUUGUCACAAAUCCUGAUGUUGGAUUGGUUCAGUGGGUUUGGAGUUUACUUGGGAAACAGGAGCUGCUUUCCGGUGUCGACCAGAUGUUGAAAAACAAAUUUGACGUGAAACAAGCCGAGUGUUUGAUGUCAGUGGGGUUAUGGUGUGCGCACCCGGACCGGAGUCUGAGGCCGUCCAUCCGGCAAGCAAUUCAGGUGCUCAAGUUCGAGGGUGUAGUCCCAAAUCUUCCGAAGGUGAUGCCUGUGCCUAUGUACUUUGCAGCACCAGAUUCCCAUGAAGUCAGUUCAGUUGGCGCUUCGAUGACCACCUCUAGCAUUAAUCUGGCACGAUGAACAACAAUGAUAGCAGAAAAAGUAAAUUCGUUAUGCAUUUAUAGGAAUUUGGUAGAUCAUUCUUAUUGUAACCUGAAAUCCAUAUCAAUUUGUAAUCCAUUUUAUAA